AAGCGGCGCCUCAGCGGGGCCUGCGGCGGGCGGCGGCGCUUCGCCGGCGGCUGAGGUAAAGGCGGCGGAGCGCGGGCCCCGUGCCCCGGGUGCCCGCUCUUUUUCCAUCUUUUGCUUUCGCUGCUCCGCCCGCUGACUGAAUUCUGUGCCUGAGGGGACAGCUGGGGGCGGGAACUGCUCCUGAGGGGGUUCCUGGGGUGGGGGCGAACGGCGGGCGGGGGCAGGGUGCUGCUGGGGGUCGUUUUGAGCCUGGUGUGCCGGGGAGCUGGACGUGCCCGAGGCCGGGGAGCUCGCCCUAGGCUCCCGGUGCACAGCGGGGAGACCUCACUGCCUCCAGGCAUGCUGCUGGCCUCCAUCUCCAGUGUGCCGGCUUCACUGCCUCUUCUGGUGUCUCUAACGCUCACUAAGAGCUGCCUGUAAGCUUUCCUACCUCAGCACUUUCGGAAAGCGGCCUUCAACCUCUCAGGGUUCUUGUUUUGUUUUGUUUUUGACCUGCUCUUGACGAUAUCAAGGUUGCUGCUGUGUUGAGGCUGUGCUUUAUCACGCCGACCGUGUUGCCUAACUGGUGUAUGCCUCUAGCUGCUCGUGUCUGGGUUGUGCUAGGUCCUCUUGGUAAGGCUGGUUUUGCAAUCUCUGGAAAGUCAAACUAUUGCAAGCUGGGCACAUCUUUUUGUUGCACGAUUGCAGACUACAUGUGGCACUCCUACUGUCCUAAGCAUAGUGCUCUUAUUGUCCUGCUUCAUGGCUAUUUUGACCAUGCCUGACGCAGGUCUGUGUGGUCCUGAUGCGAAGUGACUUCCUGCAACUGUUUUUAAACUUUUCUAUUACUCUGUAAGUAGUUUGGCAAAAUUAUUACCCAGCUUUGUUCGCAAGUUUUAUUUGUGGGAAGUGACAAGCUCUUUGUAUCCAAAUGAGCUCGGCAUUCCUUGAUUUUGCCUUCUGGAAAUGAGUGGCUGGAGAUGAUCUCAGGCUCCUGGCAGAUGUAAUUAGCCUUUCAAAGAUGUCAUCAGUAUCCUCCCACGUUACUCCUAGAGGUGGGUUGGUAUCGGUUUGUCUACCUAGCUCUUUGCAAAUAAGACUUUGUUAUGCGUAAUUAGAAGAUCUCUGAUUUCAGGUUUGUUAGCUGGAAUACAUGACUGAGGGACUUGCCCUAAAGUAGCAGUGUGAGGUAACCCUGCGUUCCAGCUCAGUACGUUGGUGUCACGCUUGUCAAGUUUUAGUAAGUCUUUGGUGUCUUUAGCUCUGAAUCUUGUCAGGAACAGAUUUAUUUAAUGUAGGAAAAGAGGUAUGGGUGACUUUUAAUGCAGAUAAAUAUAUCUUUACUUCAAGAUUCACUGUAGCUUUUUUCUGAUGAGUUAAUUUUGGUCGGUUUUUUCUCUGAGUUUCGGGAACAAUUAGCUUCUUUACCUGCCCUACAUUUAAAGUCCAGUAACACCCCCCCACUUCUCAGGCUGCUGCUUCUAAGGCCGUUUCCCUUAUUAGAAGCGUUAACUCAUUACCAUCAGACUCGAGAGUUACUGCAGUAAUGUGAUGGAAAUGUUUCUGUAGAACUGUGAAAUAUGUGUGGGCUUUUUUGCCUUUUUUUGUCACCAUGCUUGAACGUUUGCCUCAAAAAGUGUUUUUUAAUUUUUUUUUAUUAGUUGAACAUUGUAGGUUGUGCGGUGACAGGGCAGCUGUCUGCAAAUGGAUAGUCUAAUCAGAGUGGGAGGACUCGUAGGUCUGUGUUUUUCUGUGGAACCUAAAACGUUUGUAGGACUGAAUAAUUCAGGAAGAGUAAACACAACUGAUGAAAAAUUUAAGUGAGGUUCAUUUAGUAAGUAAUGCUUUGUACAGACUGAGUUUUCUGACAAAUGAUGAUUCAAAUGUUAGACUUCUUGAAUAAUCCUAUGUGUGAAUAACUCUCUGACUCAUGUGCAUGUAGCUCAAUAUUAUUUUGGCUAGAUAUGGUCUUUACUUAGCUAGAUGGACACAGGGGCAGGUGAGGCAACCAUGAGAUAGGAUUCUCGUAUCUUGGGAAUUUACAGAGGCAAAAUUCCUGAGAGAUGUAAUGCUAUUAGCUAUCUUACCAGUCAAGGAAAAUAGUGAAAAAAUGAUUCAACAAAAAGUCCGUGGUUCAGUACCUUUUUUUGUGAAUUUGAAGGCUGAAGGUGUUUAUUAACUCACAUUUCUAAGAAACAAGAUGUGUUUACUCUGCCUAUCUUUUCCCUCUGACUUUUGGAUUUUUUUUUUUGGUCAAUUGUGUUUACAUUUUAUUGAAACAACACUGUCUAAUGUGGUUAAAUAUGAUGCGUAUUUUUCAGAUGGACCAUAUACCUGUGGAUGGUGCCAAUUAAAAACAUACUACCACAAGUCUUUUUAAAAACUUUAAUCAGUGAGUAGCACUUCAGGGUUCGUGUGUCAUGAUUAAUUUUUUAUUAAAAAAAAAAAAAAACAAACGUGCUUAUUUUUUUAAGGAGAAAACUGUCCAGAACUAAUAUCAAGAAGUCAAUCCAGAGAUGCUUAUAAGGAUUUAUUUUCCUAAUAGGUGGCUAGUUUAAUAGAUCAUUUGUCUGCUGAAAGGGUUUAGCAGUGCCUUUAUUUCAGAAAAAUGAAAAUUCAGAGGUUUGGUUUCUGGUAUAUCAUGGUUUCUUGAUAUAUCAAGUGACUUGAGUGUGGCUGGUAGAGUUUCUUCUAUAUAAGCUUUAUUGUGUUUUUUGUAUCUGAUGCUGUGUCACCAAAUGCAACUUAAUGCAGAUCCUAGCAAAACUUCUUCCUUAAAAUACCAACAGUAUUUAACAGAAAAAAAAAGUGGUUUUAAAACUGUUUGACACACACAGGUUUUGCUGCUGAUGAAUCAGUUCUUUUUUUCCCCAAUUCACACAAAAGUUCAGCCUAAAGUUUCAUAAGAUAAUUUCUUAUCCGUGCAGUUGCAGCAUUAGACCAGUAAGAUUUUUGCUUUGUUGAUGUGUGUAACAACAUUAAGGAUGAAAUUAAGACAACUAUGAAAGGUUGUGAGAAUAGUCUCAGAGUUUCUUCUGACUUUCAUUCUUUGCCGCUAGCACCCUCGAUUGCUUUGCCUCCAGUCCUUCUUUUCUCAACAAGGCCACGUUUUCAUUUCCUCUGAAUCAUACUGAAGAGCACAUCUGUAGCUAUGACACCGCGCUCAGUGUAAGUUAAUAACAUGCUAUAGGCCUUUAAAGUCACUGUGAGCCUGAUAAGAUAGCCUUGUCUUGAGGUUAAAUUGUGCGUCUGAGCCAUUCAGAGGAAGUCUGGCCUGCAUCUUAGAUGAGUUGACGGCAUAGAUUGGGAUCAGGUCUCAAGGGCCAGAGGGAGGAGAGAGAAGGAAACUGAGAAGGAACUGCUUGCAAUGGAGAGCCAUGAUGAAAAUAUUUACUUUGAUGCCAGGAAUCCAACUUCACUAGAAUCUAAUCCUCCAUUUGCUUGAUGAUAAUCGAUCUGUAAUUGAAUACUGGGACUCAUCAGACUAUGGGCACUGCAUCUUGAGCAGGGGUGGAAGACUGAAGCCCAUUUUGGGGCAGAAUGAGUUUAACAGAUGCUGACAGUGCAGUUUGCCAGGCAAAGGCAGUCUAUAAUCUUCAUAUUUACCCCCAACUCUCGACAGAAAGUGCUCCAUGCUGCAAAGUGACAGCAACCAAGGACACCACGUCUUCAGAUGUCAUCAAGGAUGUGAUUAAUAUCUUAAACUUGGAUGUCUCAAAACAUUACGUGCUUGUGGAGGUGAAAGAAUCCGGUGGUGAAGAAUGGGUACUUGAUAUAAAUGAUUCUCCUGUUCAUAGAGUUUUACUUUGGCCUCGCCGUGCUCAGGAUGAGCAUCCUCAAAAGGAUGGGUACUACUUUCUUUUGCAAGAAAGGAACACUGAUGGGACCAUCAAAUAUGCCCAGAUGCAAAUGCUUUCCAAGGAGACAGAUGCUCGACGAUUGGUUGAAAGAGGUUUUCUUCCAUGGCAUCAGGAGGACUUUGAUGACUUGUGCAAUAUCCCCAACUUAACAGAGAAAACACUCCUAGAAAAUCUCAAAUGUCGCUUUCUAAAACAAAAAAUUUAUACUUACGCAGGAAGUAUUUUGAUUGCAAUUAACCCCUUCAAGUUCUUGCCCAUUUAUAAUCCUAAAUAUGUCAAGCUGUAUGAGAACCAUCAGCUUGGGAAGUUGGAGCCUCAUAUCUUUGCCAUUGCUGAUGUGGCUUAUCACACAAUGCUUAAAAAACAUAUUAAUCAGUGCAUAGUUAUAUCAGGUGAAAGUGGCUCUGGAAAAACUCAAAGCACAAACUUCUUAAUUCACUGCCUCACAGCACUGAGCCAGAAAGGGUACGCAAGUGGUGUGGAGAGAACUAUUCUAGGAGCUGGACCAGUUCUGGAGGCAUUUGGAAAUGCAAAAACAGCACAUAACAAUAACUCCAGUCGUUUUGGAAAGUUUAUUCAAGUCAACUAUUUAGAGAACGGUAUUGUCCGAGGGGCUGUUGUUGAAAAAUACCUGCUUGAAAAAUCUCGUCUGGUUUCUCAUGAAAAAGGUGAAAGGAAUUAUCAUGUCUUCUAUUAUUUGCUACUUGGAGUCAAUGAGGAAGAGCGUAAAGAAUUUCACCUCAAGCAACCUGAAGAUUAUUUCUACCUCAACCAGCAUAACUUAAAAAUUGAAGAUGGGGAAGAUCUCCGGCAUGACUUUGAAAGAUUAAAACAAGCGAUGGAGAUGGUUGGCUUUCUUUCAGCAACAAAAAAACAGAUUUUUUCAGUGCUUUCAGCUAUUCUUUAUUUGGGCAACGUUACAUACAAGAAGAAAGCUACAGGUCGUGAUGAAGGAUUGGAAGUGGGACCUCCUGAAGUGCUGGACAUUCUUUCUCAGCUUUUGAAAGUCAAACGUGAGAUUUUAGUGGAAGUGCUAACAAAAAGAAAAACUGUGACUGCUAAUGAUAAGCUUAUUUUGCCAUAUAGUCUUAAUGAGGCAAUAACAGCUCGUGAUUCAAUGGCAAAAUCCUUGUACAGUGCUCUGUUUGAUUGGAUUGUUCUGCGAAUUAAUCAUGCACUCCUUAAUAAGAAGGACAUGGAGGAAUCUGUUACAUGUUUGUCCAUUGGUGUACUGGAUAUUUUUGGGUUUGAAGACUUUGAAACCAACAGUUUUGAGCAGUUCUGCAUAAAUUAUGCUAACGAGCAGCUUCAGUAUUAUUUCAAUCAGCAUAUUUUCAAAUUGGAACAGGAGGAAUAUAAGAGUGAAGGGAUCACUUGGCACAAUAUUGACUAUACUGAUAAUGUGGCCUGCAUUCACUUAAUCAGCAAGAAGCCCACUGGUCUCUUCUAUCUUCUGGAUGAAGAAAGCAAUUUUCCACAUGCCACCAACCAAACUCUACUUGCAAAAUUCAAACAGCAGCACGAGGAGAACAAGUUUUUUGUUGGAACCCCAGUAAUGGAACCUGCUUUUAUUAUUCGACACUUUGCUGGGAAAGUUAAAUACCAGAUAAAAGAUUUCAGAGAGAAAAAUAUGGAUUAUAUGAGACCAGAUAUUGUUGCUUUACUACGAAGCAGUGACAGCGCUUAUGUUCGGGAGCUGAUAGGAAUGGAUCCGGUAGCUGUGUUCCGUUGGGCUGUUCUGCGGGCAGCUAUUCGAGCAAUGGCCGUCUUUGCAGAAGCUGGACGCCAGAGAGCUCAGAAGACUGCAGGAGUGGUGCGCCAAGGACCCCGAGUUCCCCUUGGAGAACUCCAGAGAUCAAAUACACCAGUAGAAAAAGUUUACCGCUGCUCAAUGCUUGAUUUCUCAUUUGAUUGUUCUGAGGAUUUCGAUAUAAAUGCUUUUGAAGACAUCAUUUCUUUUUAUGAAAACAAGAAAGACAUGCAUGAACAAAUCAUCGCAAGUAUUAAAGGACUUCCAUGGCAGGGAGAUGAUCCCUGUAAGCUGCUUCGGUCACUCAAUCGACUUCAACACCGCUCCCACUUCAUGAAAAGUAGAGGUAUCAAACAAAAGCAGAUCAUUCCCAAGAACUUGUUGGAUUCCAAAUCUCUGAAGCUCAUAGUAAGCAUGACUCUACAUGAUCGAACUACAAAAUCCCUCUUGCACUUGCACAAAAAGAAGAAACCCCCUAGCAUAAGCGCGCAGUUCCAGACUUCACUUAAUAAAUUACUGGAGACACUGGGGAAGGCUGAGCCAUUCUUCAUCCGCUGUAUCCGCUCCAAUGCUGAGAAGAAAGAGAUGCUUUUUGAUGAAAGCUUGGUGCUUCAACAGUUAAGGUACACUGGCAUGCUUGAAACCGUGCGAAUCAGAAGAUCUGGCUACAGUGCCAAGUAUACAUUCCAGGAAUUCAUAGAUCAGUUUCAGGUGCUACUUCCCAAAAAUGCCAGAGCAUCUAAGGAAGACAUUUUUGCUUAUUUGAAUAAACUACAACUGGAUAAAAACUACUGUCAAAUAGGGAAGACCAAGGUUUUUAUGAAAGAGGCUGAACGGCAGAUACUACAGGAAACACUACACAAAGAAGUGAUCAGGAAAAUCAUUCUUCUUCAGAGCUGGCUCAGGAUGGUUUUAGAAAGGAGACGCUUUCUCCGAACACGGCAAGCAGCAAUUGUUUUACAGGCUUGCUGGCGUUCCCGCUGUGUUAGGAGGGCACUGCAAAGGAAUAAUGCUGCUGUUUAUAUUCAGUCAGUAUGGCGAAGAUAUAGGGAGCAAAAAUGUUACCUUCAGCAGAAGAAGAGAAUUUGUCUUGUGCAAGCCGUGGUGAGAGGGCAUCUUCAGCGUAAGAGAUUUCAGAAAAUGGCUAUAGAAAAGCAAAAAGCUGAAGAAGAACAGAGAAAAAUGCAUGAAGCUCAAGACAGACAGAAUGAUAUGAGCAAGGAUGAGGGCGAUGAACCAGCAACAGAUCAAUUGCCUGUGAAACAUGAGUCAGAGCCAGAUGAAGCUGUUGGGGGCAAAGAUGGAGCUCCAAAUGAGCAAGCUGAAAACCUAAGCUCAUCUCAAAAAGCCACGUUACUUCAGAAGAACAUGAUAGAGGGCUCUGAGAAAGUAACAAACAGCCGGGAGAAACGUGAAUUCCGCCGGCAGAGGGGGCUGGAACAUAAUGAGUUACAAAAUAAGCAUGUCCUGUUUUCCUUCGACGGAGCAGCUUUAACGUGCCAUGAGGAACAAACCUCUUCUGAAGAGGCCCUGGAAACUGUUCCAGAGCCAAAAAUAUCCACAGAACAAGAUGCUGUCCUUCAGGGAAGUAGUGUGGAAGAAAAGAGUCCAAAUGAAGAAAAAGCCAUUUCAGACACACCACCCUCAAGCGAGAUAAAAGAAAGUAGUUCUAUUCCUGAGCAACCACCUGCAUCAGAAGUAGAAAGAGUAGAUAAGACAGUUGAUAGAGUGGAAGCACAAGGGAACCAAAAUAACCUGUUAAAAGGCAGCCAAAGCUGUCCUGAAAGGCCGACAAAUCUUGCACUGAAUCUUGAAAACACACUGUCUGCUACUGGGAGCUUUCAAACUCCAGCUGAAGGUUGGGCAGAUAAAAACAAACAUCUUGCUCAGAAGGCAACCAAAGAUCUGGAUAGUCCUACUUCUUCCAAUAUCCAGAGAUACGUGGAUGAUCCAGGGAAACUAAAGUACAAGAGAGAAAAGUGGAAAGGAAAGAGACAGUCUGAUGCUGGUCAGAAUGACAUGCUGAGCCAGUCUUUGGAUGGAAGAACACGUGCAGAUCAGUCUCCUCAGGAUCCAUUGGUAAAGAAGGGGACUUCAUCUUCAUUAAAUGAUCUCUCAACAUUGGCCCAGUCUGUUGCUAUGAAUCAGCAAUCACCAGAUACGAUAGAAGAAGAAAAAGGCAACAAGAAAUCUCCUUUGCAAAAGAAGCCCAGUGACCUCUUACCUACCACAGAUUCAGCUGUUUCCAUGCAGCCAGCAAGUCAGCAAAUAGAUGCCAAGUCUGCUUUCAAAAGUCCAUUGCGUAGACUUUUGGGGAAAAAGCCAGACAAGAAAAUUCCAAAGGAGUAUCCUGAUGUGAUUGAUGAAGGUGACGGACUCUCACUUACAUCUUGUAUCCUGUUUCCAGAAACAGGAGGAUCACAGAAGGUUUCGGAAGCUUCUUCUGGACAGCCGAGUCGUCUCCAGGCAGGGGAGCGCCAUGUGAAGGAGAGUAGUAAAACAAAGAAGAACCGUACUAUCAAGAUCAGCAAGAUCUCAAGUGUGUCUCAGAAUUGGCGAGCUUCCGUGGCCCGUGAGAUUGCAAAUGCCAAUGAACUGAAACAUCUUGAUGAGUUCCUUCUAAACAAGAUCAAUGACUUGCGCUCCCAGAAGUCUGGUGUUGAAUGUUUGUUUUUUGAAGCCACAGAGAAAUUUAGAGGAAAUAUCAAGACCAUGUACUCUGCUCCUAAUGGGCAAAUCCAUGUUGGCUACAAGGAUCUGGCGGAAAAUUACCAGCUUCUAGUUACAAAUCUGGCCAAAAAAAGGGAAGAGAAAGAAGUCAAGCUGGUUUUGAAUCUUUUCCAAUCCCUUCUGGAUGAAUUCAUCAGAGGAUAUACAAAAAAAGAGGAAUCUGAACAGCCCAAGCAAACCAAAGCCCAGAAGAAGAAACGAAAACAAGAUCGUUCAAUUGAAGAACAUAAUGGCCACGUAUUCACAAACUACCAAGUGAGCAUUCGGCAGUCAUGUGAACACUGCUCAUCCUACAUCUGGCCCAUGGAAAAGGCAUGUCUCUGCAGUGUUUGCAAGUUGAUUUGUCACAAGAAGUGCAUGUCCAAAAUCCAGAGCAGCUGUACAUCCUGUGGAAAAAAGAAUGAACAGGAUACAGAACCACGUCACUUUGGAGUAUGUGUGAGUUCCCUGACCAGUGAGAGAAAUUCAGUCCCCGUUGUCAUGGAGAAGCUGCUGGAGUAUGUGGAGAUGCAUGGCCUCUACACAGAAGGCAUUUACAGGAAAUCAGGAUCAGCAAAUCGUAUGAAAGAGCUGAAGCAGUUGUUGCAAGCAGAUCCAAACUCAGUGAAACUGGAGAAUUACCCUAUUCACACUAUUACGGGCAUCCUUAAGCAAUGGCUUCGGGAAUUACCAGAUCCACUAAUGACCUCAGCACAGUACAAUGAUUUUCUUCGUGCUGUAGAACUACCAGAAAAACAGGAGCAACUCUGUGCCAUUUACAGUGUCCUCGAACAGCUUCCACAAGCAAAUCACAACACCUUGGAACGACUCAUCUUCCAUCUAGUCAAAGUGGCUCUGAUAGAAGAUGUCAACCGUAUGUCACCUAAUGCCUUGGCCAUUGUUUUUGCUCCGUGCCUCUUACGUUGUCCUGAUACCUCAGACCCUUUAACCAGCAUGAAAGAUGUUUCAAAAACAACCAUGUGUGUGGAGAUGCUGAUAAAGGAACAGAUAAGGAGGUACAAGAUAAAAAUGGAUGAAAUAAAUCAGCUGGAAGCAGCUGAAAGCAUUGCUUUUCGAAGACUCUCGUUGCUUCGGCAGAAUACGCUCUGGCCUGUAAAACUUGGGUUUUCUUCCCCUUAUGAGGGGAUGCUGAGUAAAAGCCCACAGAUCAAAGGAAAUGACAGUAGCAACUCAGAACUGGACUCACUGAAUGAAGAAGAGGAAGUUUCUGAAGCUGAUAACCGAGAAAAGGAGAUUCUCAUUGAUCGCUUACAGUCGAUAAAAGAAGAAAAGGAAGAUAUAACUUAUCGGUUACCUGAGCUUGAUCAGCGAGGCUCUGAUGAGGAAAAUGUAGACUCUGAGACCUCAGCAAGCACAGAGAGCCUGCUAGAGGAGAGAACAGGACGGAUGGAUACCGAAGGAAUUACACUUUCUGGAUUACACUGCCGUGCUCAGAGCUCCAAUAUGCCUGCCAAAGACAUUUGCAAAGUGCCUUCUCUUUUGCAAACCUAUUCAAGCUCUUCCUCUGCAUCCCUGGCUUCAAGACGCAGACUAUCUUUAACGCUGUCCAAGAUUAAAGUGCCCCGUCGAACUCCAGUGAUGCCAACAGCAAAUAUAAAGCUUCCUCCUGGGAUUUUCAAGUGUACAGAAUCUCAGGGAAGGAUUUCAGCUAAUGAAGAGUCUCAAAUAGUGGUGAAACGAAGGGAGCAGCCAGCAAGGCGAACUGAUAAAAUCCACUCUGUAUACAUUGCACAAGGGUCUGCAGUGGCCCACGCUCAGGAACUUUUAGAUGAAUAUGAACCAACGGCAAAAGUAAAACGGAGGUUUUCGGACCCUUACUCCCACAUUCCCUGUACAGAUGAAUGAAAUACUUAAGCUGUCUGGAUUUUCAAAAGUUGACUGCAGCUUUGUUUUUAACCCUUUGGAGGCUGUGGACUUUUCAUGUUCUUUUAAGUGGCUGCUGGGGAGACAGCCUGGAAACAUACAGUACUGUAAGGGUUAAGCAAGGUUGUUUAAAAGAAAUAUGCUUCACUUUAAAUUAAAACCCUGCAAGGAAGUAAAACAUAAAACUUACGUUGAGUAAAAUACAUGGAUUGAGUGUACAGGAAAAAAAAAAAAGUCCCCUGAUUCUGCUGCCGUGCCUUUUUCCAUUUGCCUUACAAUGGACUCUAAUGGGACCAACAGUGACUUUGCGUCAAUGUGUGUUGCCUUGAUUUUUUUAUGUUUUUAUGACAACUUUGUGUGGUUUACAAAACGGUUAAUGUUGUAAUAGCCUUAACGGAGACCAAAAUAUAUAAAAACUUUUAUUAAUACAUUGCACUUUUUAAAAA
Molecule: messenger RNA, 10628 nt
Organism: Cygnus olor (mute swan)
Lineage: Eukaryota; Metazoa; Chordata; Aves; Anseriformes; Anatidae
Gene: MYO9B
Product: myosin IXB
Exons: 43
Coding region: 3520-10164 (2214 amino acids)
Biological process (GO): Rho protein signal transduction; actin filament-based movement
Cellular component (GO): myosin complex
Molecular function (GO): microfilament motor activity; protein binding; GTPase activator activity
Source: RefSeq, a predicted model, not a curated record